Molecule: messenger RNA, 2437 nt
Organism: Psylliodes chrysocephalus
Lineage: Eukaryota; Metazoa; Arthropoda; Insecta; Coleoptera; Chrysomelidae
Source: the annotation of a GenBank genome assembly
CGGAUUUUUAUUAAAAUGAUUAAAUGACAUAUGUCAAGGUUUGUGUUGAUAUUUUUAAAAGUUAAAGUUUUUAACAUUUUUUAUAACAAAGUUUACUCUUACUCAUAUAUUUUAAUGAUCGUGUACCUAUUUUAUAAAAAUAAGAAUAUAUAAUGGCUUUGUCUACACCGGGAAGUUCAAGACGUAAAUUACCAACUGGAACAUUUGACAAAACUCCAAAAUCUCUAAACUUUACACCUAAAAGCAAUUAUGCGACUCCCAAAAUUAAAAAGGUUGAAACUCCGGCAUCAACUCCAGAGUGUUUUAGUAGUGUGCAAGUUGAAACCCCCGUGAUAAAAAAACGAAGCAGCAAAGAAAAAUUUGAUGAAAUUAGUAACUUAACAGUGGCAGUUAGGAUUCGGCCUAUGAAUUCUAAAGAGUUACUUUGUGUUGGAGCUGCAGAUGUAGUUCGUGUACGUGAUAAAGAUUUAAUAAUAAGAUCCCAAUCUACAGGUAACAGUAAUAUGAGUACUGACCACAUUUUUCAAUAUGAUCACAUAUUUUGGUCUUGUGAUGAGAAUGAUCCACUGUACACUUCACAAGAAGAGGUAUUUUUUACUCUGGGAAAACCUUUACUUAAUAGUGCUUUCAAGGGUUAUAAUGGAUGUCUAUUUGCUUACGGACAAACUGGAUCUGGCAAAAGUUAUAGUAUGAUGGGAAAGAACAUGUGUGAGACUGUAGAUAUUGAUUGCGAAACAUUUUCAGGAAUUACACCAAGAUUUUGUAGAGAUAUAUUUGAGCGUAUAUCGAAAUUAGACAAAGAUUGUAUAUGUACUGUUGAAGUUAGUUAUUUUGAAAUAUACAAUGAGAAAAUCCAUGAUUUACUCUCUAGCUCAAUUAAUACUAAUAGAACUCCAUUAAAAGUUAGGGAACACCCAGAAUGUGGGCCUUAUGUAGUAGAUUUGAGUGUUGAGGUUGUGAAAUCCUACAAAGAAUUGAGGAAAUGGUUACUAAUUGGCAAUAAAAACAGAGUUACUGCUGCGACAAAUAUGAAUGAGAAGUCUUCCAGAUCACACAGUAUUUUUUCAAUAGAACUUUGUCUUUCUGAUGAAAAAAAUGGAGAAAGUGCUAGCAGGAAGAGUAAGAUUAGUUUAGUGGACCUUGCUGGUAGUGAACGUUUAGGAAAUUCACACAAUACUGAAGAAAAAAUAAGGGAGGGAGUGUGUAUUAAUAAAUCCUUAUUAACUUUAGGGAAAGUUAUAUCCGCUUUAGCUGACCAGAAGAAAAACCAAUUUGUUCCUUAUAGAGAUUCUGUUUUGACAUGGCUUCUUAGAGAAAGCCUUGGGGGCAACUCAUUAACUUCCAUGUUAGCGACAAUUACACCAGCUAACACCCAUUUAGAUGAAACAAUAGCAACUUUAAGAUAUGCUUGUCAGGCUAGAUCAAUAGUAAAUAGAGCAAGGAUCAACGAAAAUCCUCAUGAUCGUUUAAUACGAGAACUGCGUUCAGAAGUAGAAAGACUGAGGGCUUUACGACAAGAUUUUGAACGUAGCUCAUUAUCAACCUCAUCUUUAACCUCUUGCAAUGAAAGUCAUGAUGAAGAGUUAGAAGGUCUGAGGAAUAAGUUAAAAGAAACAGAAGGACGAUUAGGGGAGGCUCAAAAGAGUUGGGAACAAAGAUUCCUGGAAACAAAGAAAAGUCAGUUAAAGGAAUUAGCAGAAGCAGAAAAGUACAAAGCUGAAUUAGAAUCCAAAGUUAGAAUUAUGAAGACCUUAGAUAGCAACGUUAAGUUGUCUCCAUAUAGAAGUAAUUUUCUUAAAGAAUUAGAAGGUGUACUUACCAAGGAAAAUGAUCAGUUGUUUAAUAAUGAUUUAAUAGACAGUUUGAAAAAUUGGUGCUGCAAAAAUGGUCUAACUUGUACUUUUACUUCUGAAAGUCUUGUCAUAAAAGACCCAGUAGAACAUAAACAGACAUCCGUUUUGCUUAGUUCUGUUAAUUUGAAAGGCUUUGAAAAUAUUAGUGACUUUGUAAAUAGUUUAACUUGGACUGAAAGUAAAAAUCUUGCCAAAAAAAUAACCAAAACGGAAAUCAUGUCUUCAAUGAAUAAUAUAUAUCAAUCUUUAGCUUCUUUGCAACCUGCAGAAGAUGAAACUAAUUUAUGUUUAUUGUUUGCAAAAGUUAAUAAAACCCUACAAAGUUUCGAAGCAGCGCUUUUAAGCAAUGCUAAGAACAACAAUAGCCAAAAAGUUGUAACAUUUAGCUCAAAUGUUUUCAAGUGAUAGUUUAUCCGAUUAUUAUAGUAAAAAUUACUAUUUAGUGACUUAUUAGUAUUGCUAUUAAUUUAUUAUUUCUCAAGUGUGAACUGCUUUGUUUGUUUGACUAAUAUGUAUUAUUAUGUGUUUAUACUAUUUUAUACAAUAAAGUUUUAUAUUGAGUUCUUAUUAUUCAUUUGUUUAAC